CACAGCUAGGCUACACAUUGGUUGUGUUUGUUCAGGCAGACGUCAGCUUGGAAUUGUUUAACUUUCAGCAAAUGCAUAUAAAUAUAGCUAAGACAACAUUUAUGUCGGUUCGCCUUUCUUUUUGAAUGUCUCAUUCUGAUAGAGAUAAACUCUCGAGUUAACAGGGAGUGUUUAUUCGGUUAGAUUCCUGAACUAAGUGCUAGCUUACCCGGCUAGCUCCCUGCCUGCUUCAGCUCUGUUUCAGUGCGGAUAUGGGACGAGGAGCGGGAAGGGGCCGACCUCCUGUUGGUCCGCCCGGCGAAGACGGACCUCCGCCUGACAUGGGUCCGCCAGGUUGGGGUCCCCCGCCACCGGAAGGCUGGGGUCCCCCGCCGCCGCCUGGAGGAUGGCCUCCGCCGCCAGGUGAAUGGGGACCACCGCCGGCCGGUGGUUGGGGGCCAACACCGCCAGGUGGAUGGGGCCCCCCGCCCCCUGGAGGGUGGGGGCCUCAUCCACCUGAAGAAUGGGACCCGAGAGGCCCUCCUCCUCACGGCUGGGGGCCAAGAGGACCACCACCGCCGGGCUGGGGGCCCCAUCCCGAUGACUGGCUGCCACCUCCAGACUGGAGACCCCCUCACCCCGACGAUUGGAGACCCCCUCACCCCGACGAUUGGAGACGUCCUCAUCCGGACGACUGGAGGCCCCCCCACCCCGAAGACUGGAGGCCCCCCCAUCCCGACGACUGGAGGCCCCCCCAUCCCGACGACUGGAGACCUCCCCAUCCCGAAGACUGGAGACCUCCUCCCGAUGGCUGGCGACCCCCUGGGUGGGGUCCGGAAGGUCCCCCCUGAGCCAUGGGGACCCGAGCCUCUUCCACCAGGACCUGUACCACCAGGACCUGUACCACCUAUCCCUCCUCCUGUUGGGAUCCCUCCUCCUGUUGGGAUCCCUCCACCGGACCCCGCAGCCUUUGGACCGAUGCCCGUACCUCCUGUCCCCCCUCCAGCCAUUCCUCCCAUUGGGUUUCCAGCAUACCCUCCUCCAGGCUGGACUGGAGAGCCUGUUGUGGAAGAACCACUGCCAAACCCACCUCCAGAUCAGCCUGAGUGGAUCAAAGCGUUGAUUUCCGCUCCGGGCUCCGAGUCGACUCCGGGGGACACUAAAAAGUCCACAGAGGAGCCCCCUGUCUCAGCUGCAGUGGCUGAACCUGCUUCUGCCAUUGCCCCUAAGCCUAAACCUAAAAAACCCAAACAACCCAAACCUAAGCCUGACACAAGCAAGACCAGUAAGGCCCUUGGCUUGCUGGGAAAACGUAUAUUUGAAAAGCCUCCUCCAGGCAGGUCCACAGGGAUUAUAUCAUUCAUCGGGCCGACCUUCGGCUACAUCGAGAGAGAAGAUCUAGAGAAGUUCACUUUCAGCUUUGCCGCCUUCUUUGGAAACCCCAAAGCCAUGACGCCCGGGGUCAGAGUUCACUUCACAGCCUGCAAAGAGAAGAACAGUCUCAUAGCCACGGAUGUGAAAGUGGCUCCAGGUGGAACAGAGAACGUGGACACAGAAAUCUACGAGGCGGUGGUCAGUCAGCCCAUCCAGGAGCCUCAGCCUGGCGAGCGUCAGUACCCUGGUCAGGUUCAUGUGAACAUCGGACCUCUGAGGACGAACCUGACGUUUGACAGGAAGGACAGCACGGUGACGCUGCUGAAGGACGACCAGGUGCUCAUCAAUCUGCUGACUGACAUCGUCAGCGAGAAGAGGAGAGCCACCAACAUCAAACCGAAAAUCCCUUCAACAUUUGAACAAACAAAGGAGGAGAGGGAGGAGGGAGUCAUCCUCAGCCUGAAGGACAGUGAAGGUGUCAUAAAGUCUGAGAAACACGGUGAGCUACCUUUUGAUAUCAAAGAGAACUUCAGUGACGUCGAGUUUACUGCUGAGGACGUCAACGAGGAGGUCGAGUUCACCCUCAUCACGCUUAAGACAGGGAAGAGGGCCAUCAGGAUAAGGCGGGUGAAGGAACCCCUCCUCCUGACACUGUGCUCGGCCACCGCAGCCGUUGCUGCCACCCCUGACGACGCUGGCGCACAAAACUCUGACAGCGACAGUGACAGUGACAGUGACGAUGAGUCUUCCAAGCCACUGAAGUUUAAGACCACUACCAAGACGGAUCUGGCCCCCAACAUGAAGCUGGAUACUGAGCUAUACGAGGGCAUCGUCAGCCAGACAAUUAUCGAGCCCACGCCCACCUUGCCAGGUUACCCGGGUCAGAUCCACGCCAACAUCGGCCCUGUGAGGACCAACGUGACGUUUGACCACCGGGACUGCGGAGUCACGCUGCUGAAGAACGACCACGUGUUGAUCAACCUGCUGGUCGACGUUGUGACCAGGAAGAGGAGAGCGGCAAACAUCAAACCCAAAAUCCCGUUCACCUUCAGCUACACCAAAGAGAUCAGAGAGCUGGGCAUCAUCACUUUUCUGGGACCUGAACAAGGUAUUGUAAACUCUGAGGAGCACGGGGAACUUCCUUUUGACAUCUGGGAGAACUUCAGCGAGACAAAGUUCAACAGCUCGGACAUACACAAGGAAGUGGAGUUCACGAUGGCCGUGGUCAAAUCCGAAAAGAGAGCCAUUAGGCUACUGAGGACAAAGAGGGUUGAGGACAAGAUCCUGGAGGAGCAGAAAAGACGAGAGGAGGAGGAGAAGAGGAAGAAACGGGAAGAGGAGGAGAGGAGGAGACACGAGGAGGAGGAGAGAAGGAGGAGGGAGGAAGAAGCGAUGGAGCGAGAGAGAGAGGCAGAAAGGAAGAAGAAGGAGGAGGUUGCAGCAGCGCUUGCUGCGGCUAAAUGCAAGUGGACGCCGCUUGGUUUCAAAAUAAGACAUCCUGACACAUUGGACGACAUCAGCAAGGAGCGAUUCGAAGGCACCGUCCUCAAAUCCAUUUCUAAAAAUCCACACAAGGUGAUCAAGAAGGAGCCAGAAGAGGGAAAACAGGGGAACUAUGAUGAGAACGGGAAAACUGUUCCCGAACAGGUCAAGAUUAAAGUUGAAAAAAUGGAUGAAUCUGAGUCAGAGGGCAAAGGAGAGGAGAAAAAGAUAAAGGAGGAGAAUGAAAAGGAGAAUAACGAUCAGUCCAGUGACGCUGGAGGUGGAGUGAAAAUCAACCCAGAUAUGGGUCGACUGGUCAUGACCAUCAACGGUCAACAGAAACAGCUUCCAUUUGGGCCAGAUGACAUGCUGAGCACCGCCACCAUGAUGGAUGGAGACAAGGUACGCUUUAACAUCGCCACCCAUCAGGAGACCAAAGAAGAACGAGCCACCUUCGUAGAAAUUCUUCCCGACUCCUUUGAAGAGUCCAUCGAACAACGGCGACACGGGAUUGUGAUCGAGUUUAUGAAGGACUCUGGGCUCAUCAAGUGCUCUCAGAACCCUCAGCUCUACUUCCACAUGGCAGAGGUGAUUGAGAAGAAGAGACUGGAGCUGAACGAGAAAGUCGAGUUCAGUGUCGUCCCGCAUGAAACGGCGGAGGGAGGGAACCAGGCCAUCAGGAUAAAACGUUUCACUGAGAACGUUUUCCUUCCAGUAAGGAAAUUGGGCGGUGUCGGGGCAAACAAAGGCAAGAUGACCAUUAAGCUGACAAAAGCUUCAGAGGAAACCGAGAAAGAAAAACCAGAGGCAGACAAGAUGAAGGCGGUGGUGAAAAACCUUCGAACUCAAGACAGCAAGAGUAGUAUUGGCAGAAGAGAUUACAAUACCCCUCGACAUAGAUAUGGUCGAAGCAGGAGCAGAAGUAGGAGCAGGAGUCCGAGUAGGAGUCGGGUCAGGAGUAGAAGCAGGAGUCCACGCAGAGACCAUUUUGGACGUAUCACCAAAAAGAGACGCAGCUCCAGCAUUGAACGUAAAAGUAGCAGAUAUAGACGAAGCAGAAGCCACGAGAAGUCUAAUAGACACACUAAAAGCCACACUAAGAGCCGCAGCAGGAGUAGCAGCAAAAGCAAAAGCUCCAGCAAGAGCCGCAGCAGAAGCCGCAGUCGGAGUAGGGAGAGAAGCAGGGAGAGAAGCAGGGAGAGAAGCAGGGAGAGAAGCAGGGACAUGUCCAGCAAGAAAAGGAGCAAACUUAGCAAGGAACGCGAAGAAACUUACAAGAGGAGAAGAGAGUUGAGCCCUCCUCCCAGACGUGCCGUAAUGGAUGACGAGCUGGCAAGGAAGAAGAGGGAGCUAGAGGAGCUCAAUGAGAUGAUAGCCUACAAGAAGGCCCUUGUUGAUGUAGACCCAAGAGGCCUGGACCCUGGACAGAGGACUUGCAUAGACUAUGACCAUGGCAGGAUCUCUGUCCCACUUACUGAGUACAAACCUGUUCGAUCCAUCCUUAAGAAAAGACCAGAGGAACCUGAGUACCUCCAUCGUCCUCCUCAACCUUAUGAUGAUCGUUACUAUGACGGGCCAUAUGAUCCUUACUCAGAUCGACGUUAUGGGGACCGCUACGGUGAACCAUACACUGGCCGUCCCUACUCUGAUCGGCCUUAUGGUGACCGUCCUUAUGGAGAUCGGCCCUUUGAAACUCGUCUCUAUGGUGAAGCUCCCUAUGGUGGCCCUCCGCCUGCAAGCUCCCGUUAUACCGAUCGCUACGAUGUUUAUGAUGAACCCUAUGAUGAUCGCUACUCUGACCCAGCUUAUGCAGACCGACGACCAGAUGAUCUGUAUCACCCAAUAAAACAGAGCCAUUCUCCUGAACCUCAUAGUUCUUCAACUUCUCACCUUGAAAGAGGCCCUGUUGCCACCAACCAAGCAGCCCUGCCACAUACUGUUGCAAAUGUAUCUUCCCAACCCCCUCUUAGACCUCCUUCUCCCUCUGAGCCGCCUCCUAGAAGCCCUUCUCCCAAACUGAGGACAACAACACGCCAGUCACCUCCAGCUGAGAAACCACCCCUUGAUCGCUUUCUUGACAUGCUUAAUAAAAAGGCGGAUGCAGAAAAAAAAUCAGAACCGGUUUACAUGAGUGAUGACCUGUUGCCUCACGAGCGAGCACUUCAAGAUGGAAGGGGUUUUUCUCGUAUUGUGGGAUUGGCUCAAGAGCAACCCACCACAAGUCUACCUUUGGAAGGAGAAAAAAGCCAACCAAGGCCUAUGCGGUCUUCAUAUGAGAGAACAAGUGAAGAACCACAGAGCAAGGCAGAACCCUACGACAAGAUCCAGAGUCUACUCCGCACAAUUGGCCUAAAGCUGAGUACAGGAGAUAUGUCCAAACUGGCAAUUCGAGCCCAAGAGACAAUCUAUACCCCAAAAUCAUCAUCGACAGAGCGAGAGGCUUUAUCCUCCACAGGAGAAGAACUGCGAAGAUGUAGAACUGGUUCUGUUGAAUCAGAUCACAUCCAUUCUAUCUCCUCAGCAAGGUCCUCCAGUUUGGAGCCACUCAGCAGACAUAAAGCCUAUUCAGAGUAUGAAGGAUUUUUGGACCAGCAGGAGUUGGGGGCAUUGAAAAAGGCACAACAGAUGCAGAGUCUUACCAAGACCAUGGGAAGCACACCCAUUGACAGUCCUCAAGUGAAACCUCCCCCAGGGCCUCCCCCACCAGUCAACUGGUCCAUUAGAGUUACUUCCCCAAAUCCCCCAGCACAGAGCCCCAUACCGCCCAGCAUGGGUACUGUAGCUCCUCCUGCUGCAGAUAAACCUACUCUAGGCCCUCCGCCUGGACCGCCUCCUGGGCCUCCUCCACGGCGUCCUGGACAGCCUCCUCCAGGUCCUCCUCCUGGACCGCCUCCUGGGCCUCCUCCACGGCGUCCUGGACAACCUCCUGGACAGCCUCCUCCAGGUCCUGCUCCUGGGCCUCAACCCCAUCACCCUCCAGUACAACAUCCUUUCUCUACACUCUCAAGUCAUAGUAUCUCUUCUUACAUUAGCCAGUCUCCUGCAGCUUCACUCCUUAGUUCCUCCAGUGCUUCACAUCCUGUAACAACUGCCUUAGUAACCUCACCAUCAUCAACACCAAUAACAUCCAGUUCUGCAAGUGAGGAAAAAUCAACGAUCUCUACAACUGUGGCCAGAUGCCUGAAGGUCAUUGAGACAGUGAAAUCUCUGGCUCUGCAGCCACCGGCGAAACCAAUCAAAUCAGUCCAGUUCAGUUUACCCACAGAGUCCCCAUCAGCCUCCAGUCCUCAGACAUCUGCAGAGACUGAUGAUGACAUAAAGAACAAGCAGAAGGAGAAGCUUGAUAUGUAUAACCAGAGGAUUCUUGAGAAGAGGGAUCAGCAGCACAAGGAGAUGCUGGCCCGCAGGAGAGAGAAGAACAAGGAUGGCACACUGAUCUCCCCAGGCAAGCCCAUCACCACUGAACCCAAGAAUGUUUGGAUAUGUGGUCAUUCGCUGGUGUAUUGGGCAGAGUCAAGGGCCAAGUCACCGGAGGUAGGUAUGCAGCUGGGCAUGGACCCCAGCAAGGUGGCCAUCUGGUGGAAGGGCACCCAGGGGAUGACUUGGUCCCAGCUACUUCCCCAGCUGCACCAGUUGAAGGUCACUUGGCCCAACCCCGACAUCCUCAUCAUACACUUGGGUGGUAAUGAUCUGAGCACUGAUAGCCCCACCAACCUGCUGGCCUCUGUGAAAAAGGACUUGACCUCAAUGAGGAGCAUCUUUCCACAGUGCGUCCUUGUUUGGUCAAACGUCCUCCCUCGGCGGGUGUGGCGCCACUCGGCUGACAGCCACGAAGUAGAUCUGGUCCGGACAACAGUGAAUCGGAGGAUCCAAAACGUCAUCUCAGAGCUUGGUGGCACCUCACUGACCCACGACAACAUUAGGUGUGGCACAAACACGGGUCUGUAUCGGGCAGAUGGUGUCCAUCUGUCCCCUAAAGGCAUUGAUGUUUUUAAUCUGAACCUGCAAGAUCUUCUAGAGAAAUGGGAAAUGGAGGUGAACUCUUCUUCAGAGAAAUCAAAAGCGUUUUUGCGGGAAAUGUACCGCGGUCGACCGCCACCGAGAGGGGGCUACAGGCCGCCGCCGUCCAGGCCUUACCAGGCACCAGGUUACAGAGACGACAGGGGCCGGCCCAGGGCUCCGUACCAUCCUGGAUACCCAGACCAUGGUCACCAAGAAUCCUACCGUCGCUCUCCGCCCCGCAGGAGGUACCCUUCCCCCCCAUCAGGAAGUCACCCAAGCGGAGAGUACUGGGCCGGUGGUCCACCGAGAGACAGGUCUCCAUCACCACGUGGAUCUGUUCCCCUUGAUCACAACUUGCUCAUCACUGUUGGCAAUGAGCUAACAGGACCUUCUGGCUCUGCCCCCCCACGCCACCAUGAAAGAGACUACCCCCCUCGUCCCGCGUAUGAGCGAAGCAGAAGCCGAGGCCGUAGCCGACCUGGCAGCCGAGAGCGGAGUCCGGACCGAAGCCGGGCCAAGAGUCGAGGACGUAGCAAGAGUCGGGCGAGGAGCAAGAGCCGUCCUCGCAGCCACAGUCGGAGUCUGGAUAGGAGCAGGGCCAAGAGUCGAGGUCGGAGCAAAAGCCGCAGUCCAGAUCGGAGCCGGGCCAAGAGCCGGGGCAGGAGCAAAAGUCGCCCCCGCAGCCGGUCUCGAACUAGGUCCAGGUCUAGGUCACGAGGUCGGAGCCCGGGGCGGGGCUACAGCAAGGCAGCGAGCCGGGGUCGCAGUAAGAGCAGGCAAAGGAGCCGCAGUGUGAGCAGCAGCUCGAGCUCCAUCAGCAACGAUGACAGCGACAAGAAAUCCAGAAUAGAAUUCAAAGAGCUAGAGACAGCUCGGCGCAGGAAGGAGCUGGAGGAGAUGCUGGGUCAACCCACCAAAUCUAUCCUGAAGAAACGCAACGACUCAGAGGACUCGCCUUCACUGCGGAGCUUGGACUCUCCCCGAGGUGAGAGCUCGAGCUUGUCUCGGGUGGCUGAGCAGCUGCUGCAGGCUGUUAAAGGCAUGGAGCCUCACAUGGUCGCCACCAUGUUGUCAGAGCUGCGCUCAGACCCACACAUGGCUCACCGGGCUGGCCUGGAUGCUGAGAUCAAGGAAAUCCUGAACCUGCUUGGGGGGCAGGCAGAAGGGGGCAACGCUCCGGAGAAGAAUGAAGAUGACAUCGAAGACGAGGAGAAGUUCCUGUAUGGAGACGCUGAGGAGCAAAAACCACCUCCCUCAUCUGAGCCACUCAGGCACCACGGGCUGGAUCUGUACGGAGACGUGACAGAAGAUGCACUGUAUGGAGACUACCCUCCACAGAUGGCUGUCAGCAGUCAGAUGUAUGGCCUCCCACAAGGGGCCUCCCCUCACCUUUCAGUCCCCCCCACAAUGGGGGAGGUGGACAUGAGGUACGCAAGCCGGCCCACCAUCAGCCCAGAACAGAACAUCAAGAUCCAGGUAUCGAAUCCUGCCUACCCGCCGGGGACAGAGCCUCUUGAGGAGGGUGAGCGCCAGGCGGUUGAGGAGUAUGAGAAGAUCCAGGACCUGCUGAAGACCAUCGGCCUGGACCUUGGUGUGACUGAGAUUAGCAAGAUGGCUGCGAGGACCAAAGAGCGUCUCCAUGGUAACAAGCCCCCUCCAAAGACACCAACACGCAGACGGUACUCUUCUGACAGCUCUGAUGACAGUCGGCAAAGCCGGGGCCGCAGGAGGAGGAGCCAUAGCGGCAGCUCCAGCAGCAGUAGUAGCAGCAGGAGUCACAGCCGUGGCAGGGGAGCAAGCUGGAGCAGCAAUAACAGCAACAGGAAGAGCUCUGCUCCACCCAAAUCACACAAAGACAGAGACAUGAAGGAGAUGAAGGCUGGGCGGAGCGAGGCAGCUCUGCCCCAGCCUCCACUUAAGCUGCCACCACAACAGCUAACACAAACGACUGAUCCCAACGCAGUUCCCUCUCACCCUGGGGUGCCCAUACCCACAUACCCCCCCUCACAGGUCCACAGCAUGAUACCCCCAAACUACCCCCCCGCCAGGGUAUGGCCAGUAUGGAAACUAUCAUCCCUACAUGCACCAGCAGUGGCCACCCAUGUACCCACCCCCUAUGACAAUGCCUCCCCAGACUGGCUCCGAGGAGUUCCCCCCCACGCUGCCGUACAAUCAGCAAUACAACAAGCCAACCCCCAGAGCCAGGGGCCAAAGGAUCAACUCAAAAGACUGGGAAAGAGCUCUGUUCAGGACGUGGCGAAGGGAAGCUGUAAAGUAAGCAGCCAUGACAGGACAGUUUCAGAGGAGCAGAACAACGAGAGCCAGAAACAGAAGGUUCUGGAGGAGAGAGAGAAGCUGAAACAGGAGAGGGAGACCAGGAUGAAGAAAAAAGAAUAUCUGAUGAAGGAGCUGGAGAGACUCAGAAAGCAACAAGGUGAGCUCCUCAGAAAGAAACGCCGGGAGAAGGACGGGCACAAAGACCCCCUGCUGCAGGAGAUCAGCCGCCUGCAAGAGGAGGUCAUGACUCAGAUCUCAAACCUGCGCAAAGAGCAUGAGACUGCCGAGAAGAAACGCAGCGAAAUCGACAAGGUAGCACUAAUCUUAGGCCUGAACCCGUCUGACCGACCACGCAAGACGGUCAAGCAACCCGAGGAACCUGAGGAACCGGAGGUCCAGCCACCAAAGCUGCCCCCACCAGAGAAGAAGAAACGGUUGGCUGAUAAGAGUCCAGAGAGAAGACAGACAGCCAACAGUUCCACCAUAAAGACCUCAGUGGAACCACCGUUGGCGCCAAGAAGACCAUCCUUGGACAAGACACCUGUCAGCGCACCGCCUCCGCCUCCAACCCCGCCGCCAGAUCCAUUUGAUUACUAUGAUGCUGGAAACCACUGGUGCAAAAACUGUAACGUCACCUCUGGUUCCAUGUUUGAUUUUUUCACGCACUUGCACAACAAAACGCAUCGCAAGACUCUGGAUCCAUAUGACCGGCCGUGGGCUCCCACACCUACUAAAAUCGCAAAGAACACUUCAUCAGUAGAGAAGCUUACUAAACCAGCCAAAGGCUCGGAGUUCUUGCUACCUGUCAGAGGAUUCUUCUGCCUCUUGUGCAAAGAGUUUUAUGGAGACGCCAUCUGUGCAGAAGAGCAUGUCACCACACAUACCCACAAUGAAAACUACAAGAAACAAAUGUAUGAGAAUCCAUUGUAUGAACAGAGGAGGAACCUUGAUCGACAGGCAGGGCUGACCUUAGAGACAAGUGGAAAGAAACGCAAACAUGAGGACAGUGAGAAGGGCAACAAUGACAAAGAGGAAAAGUCCAAACACAAAAAGGAGAAAAAGGAAAAGGACAGAAAGAAGGAAACAGAUGACACUCUUCAGAAGGAGGAGAAACUUCAAGUAAAAAAGGAAGAACAGGAGGGAAAAACAAAGCCAGGCAAGAAAGAGCAGGAUUUUAAAGAUCCAAAAAGCUCAGAUGGGGAGAGGCCUAUCUACAGCAAAAAAGAUGCAAGUGAAAAGUAUAAAUUCAUCAAAAAGGAUGAUAAAUACCGCUACAACAGAGAAGAAGAGGAGGCUGGUAAAUACAGCAAAAGAGAAGAAGACCGAUACAAAUAUGGUAGAGAAGAAGAAUUCCGUUAUCGAUAUCGCAAGGAUGAGGAUGACAAAUAUGACCAUCCAAAAUAUGGGCCGAGAGACGACGAGAGUCGGUAUAAAUAUGGUAAAUCUUCAGAUUUCAGAUCCAAGAAUGACAGAGAGGAAGGUAAACCUAAAGCGGAAAGGGAAGCUUUUAGAAAACUUGAACCAGAGAAACCAGCAGCAAAACCAGAGGUUAGCAAGGCUGAACCUCCAACAAAGCCCUAUGACCUGCCCAAAGUCUUCUGUGGACCCAGCCCUGCCAUGAGGGCAAAGCUUCGCAAGCAGAGUCUGGAAGCAGGCAAACCAGCUACCCCCGCUCCAACCACUUCAUUCGGAAGGUUCACAUGGAAAAAGAAGGAGAAUGUUCUGGCAAAGGAGGCACAGAAAGCAGCUGCAGAGUUCGUCAAGGAUGACGAAGAUGCUUCAAUGCAGGAACCUGCAUCGGUGGAAGAUUCUUUUGCUAAAUCUAUGGCUGUUGCUAAGGAGAUUGCCCAGAAGCUUAGUGGUCAUCAGACAAUGCCUUCUCCCUGGGUGUCAAACACUGGCAACAGAGGAAGAAUAAGGCCAAACCUGCCUGCACCAGCAGCAAUAAUGCGGAAAGCAGCAAUGAUGGGUAAACCUGCCCCUCUUAAUACCUUCCUCUCCAUCAGACCCCAAAACACAACUUUACAAGGGCCUUCUCCUAAAGACUUACCAACAUUAAAUGAACUUGCAAAUACUGUUAGUUUACCAUACAUACCAACGCAUGCAACAUCAAGGGCUGAACCUCAGGUAGUUGGUGUAAAAGCUCUUUCCCAAGCAUCAGGACCUGAGCCUUUUAAGCCUAAAACUGAUCCACCAGUCUUUGGACCUGUCCCAUUUCAAGCCAAUCCUGCACCACCUGUUUCUAAAUCUGCAAUACCUGAGGUCAAACCCCCACAACCCAUUUCAAAACCUCCACCAUUCGAGGUGCAGCCUGCACCCCCAGUUUCUAAACCUGCUCAAAUUGACACAAAGCUUGUGCCAUCAGAUUAUAAACCUUUGCCAUUUCAGGCUACCACUGCAUCAUCAUCUGUAACCACCUCUGCCCCUUCUGCGUUUAAACCUUCACAGCCAACAAUGAUAAAAAUCGUGUCUGAUGUGGCAGCUCCUGGUGUACCAGAGAGUGAGCAAACACGUACUGUGUUUGUUAAGCCUCCACCUUUUAUGAAAAUUAGUGAAGGAGCUCAAAAGUCUGAGAAACUUAAGAGUACCCUGGCUGCUGCCAAGGCCAAGGACUUAUUUGACAUAUUCUAUAGUAGUGUUGGUAAAUCAAACUCCUCAACUGUCACCAAAACAGCAACAGACACAAAAGCUGAUGGGAGUAGUACCAAUAAAAGUGAGCUUUCUACCCUCCAAGUACUAAAAACUCAACCACAGCAUCAGUUAGUUAGUCUGUCCCAACCCCCAGCUGUUGUCUGUACUGCUCCACAACCUGACUCAAACAAAUCCAGUCCCCAAACCCAGCCAGAAAUGUACAAGAAUCCACCAGGCCCCCUAAUCCAGACAGAAACAAAAAAGAAUCCACCAGGUCCCCAAAUCCAGCCAGAAACAGACAAGAAUCCACCAGGCCCCCUAAUCCAGACAGAAACAAAAAAUAAUCCACCAGGUCCCCAAAUCCAGCCAGAAACAGACAAGAAUCCACCAGCUCCCCUAAUCCAGCCAGAAACAGACAAGAAUCCACCAGGUCCCAAAUUCCAGACAGAAACAAACAAGAAUCCACCAGGUCCUAAAAUCCAGCAAAUAACUGAGAAAACCCAACCAAGUCCUCCAAUCCAGCCAGAAACAGACAAGAAUCCACCAGGUCUCCGAACCCAGCCAGAAUCAGACAUCCAAAUUGCAUCUGUUUGGUCGUUGCAGCCUACCCUAGCUCCAAAACCUGAUGGUGGUCCUUGUGAAACAACUUCACAAUCCAACCAACCUAUACUGAAUCGAACAUCCUUGUCUGAGCCUCAGAAUGCACCCCAAAACCAGUCCUUGAUUUCUAGACCUGCUUCCCAAAUCACUGCACGAACAGAUGCUGAGCUAGAACAAGCAUCUCCAAUCCAAACCGACCCACAAUCUGAUCCCCUAACAAACCAGGACACCCAGCCCAAGUCUUAUCCAGAGACUCAUCUUGAUACAGUUCCAGUUCCUGAACCCAAAGCAGGCCGAAAAACUAGAGGCAAAAUAACUCCUACAAAGAAAACUGCUGCAGCCCGCCCUGUUCGACAAACCAGAUCCCAAACCAGAUACCAGACCCGACAUCAGCAGCAGAGCCAGUCUGAGCCUGAGCAUGAGCUUGCCUCAGGAGAUUCUGACUCGGCUGCUUCAGACUCAAAGGGGCUUGACACAUCAGAUCCUGGCCCUGGUUUGCAACCUGGGGAAGCAGCAGCUGGUGAAGGUGAACCCACGAUGGUGGAGAUGACCCCUGAAACCUUGGGCCUCCCCUCUGACAUGACCUCUCUGGACUUUGAAUAUGACUUUAAUUUUGAAUAGGAACUCACCAAACAUCCAUUUGUCCAAGAUGUACAGAAGAUCAGUAAUUUACUGGACAUAAAGGCAGCUGGAAGUGGUGAGAAUGGCACUCACACUGACAGACUUGUGACUUUUAAAACACCAACCUUCAUCUGGCAAGUUUGCCAUAUACCUUUUUGUUGUCAGUGGUCUUUGGAGUCUAAUAUUUUGAUGGAUAUCAGUUCAGUUUUACAGCACAUUGUUUUAGAAACACAAACCAAAAAUUCAAAGAAUUGGAGUAUUCAAUUCAUGCCUCUGCCUUCACAGUCUGACAUAAGAAAUGAUGCGUCUGUUGUAGACAUCCCUUAUGAAACUUUACUGGAAACAGACAAUUUAACCCAAUGCAAUUGAUUGAAAAAAAAAUGCACUCGUUAACAAUGAACAUAGAGGUAAUACUUCUUAGGUUGUGUUGCUAGUCAGUGUUCCUGUCUUUCCUGUCACAAUGAACGCAAAGAAAAAUGUAAUUGAGUUCAAUUGUCUACUUUUUGGACAACAGUGGAGCUUUUUGAAAGUUACAAGCUCGGUUAUGUGCCCAAAUGGUCUGGAUCUAAUUGUCACGGUUCAGUGGCUUCCAAUCUGUGUUGAAAGGAGAAGUGUAAAGUGCAAGACCUAUGACUUAUGGCACCAUUCUUUCAAUACAAUGACGCAAGUUAAAAAGUUGGGCUCAUAGACUAUAUUUAAGAAGUGGAAAUAGAAAGAAUUGUACUUUUCUUGCAACUGAAAGAGCUGAAUUGGCUUCUCGUUUGAAACCAAGAGAUGCACCUCUUUUAUAUGCCAUAUGAUUAGGACCAUCACCUUAGUUUCAGUGAAUUGUUAUUUUCAGAAAGAAAAUUUGAAAAUCUCAUCUUCAACUCUCACUCAAGGCAGCAUUACUCUGCUGUCCACCUACGUUUUGGUCAUGUAGCAUAUAUCAGACUCAACCGACAGCUUUUUGUCAGUGAAAUAAAUUGAUCAGGCUUUGACCACAUGGAUAUUCACCUUUCCGUCUGGACUAAGUGGAAGAAAGAUGGACUUCCUCAGAAACAGUUUUGUCUUUUGUCACGUUCGUAGACUAAAUCGCCUCUUCCUCCUCAUGCAGGUAAAGUUAUGUAAUCAUUUUUUUUCUUUUUUUCUAUUCCAAUUCAGACUCAUAUACGUUUAUGUUCUUCCUCUUUGAAUUAUUACAAUGUGUUUCUGAUGCAGAGUUCAGGUGGUGAAAGAAAAGUGGCAGCAUGGACCAAAUACAGCACAGUUAGUUUGAAAACUGCAUCUUUACGUGUUCGAAGAUCCAGAAGGGGAUUCUUUUGAAACUACAUCAGGCUUCUCCCGAUGUGUUUGAAGCACUGAACUGUAUCUAGUAUCUCUGUGUGGGUCAAAAUAGAAACAAACUGCUAGUCAGUAAAAUUUUGUUGCUUCAAGUAGAGUUUUAAUAAAGUUGAUGAAAACAA
This is a messenger RNA of Labrus bergylta (ballan wrasse), 14411 nucleotides long. NCBI's taxonomy places the organism in Eukaryota, Metazoa, Chordata, Actinopteri, Labriformes, Labridae. The record is from RefSeq and is a predicted model, not a curated record.